Plectropomus leopardus (leopard coralgrouper) is the source of this 2085-nucleotide messenger RNA. It is a transcript of the gene srsf2b, whose product is annotated as serine and arginine rich splicing factor 2b. NCBI's taxonomy places the organism in Eukaryota, Metazoa, Chordata, Actinopteri, Perciformes, Serranidae. The record is from RefSeq and is a predicted model, not a curated record. Gene Ontology annotation, molecular function: RNA binding.
CAUCACACUGAGGGCAGAGUUGAGCGCGAGGCGGGCGGAGUUGUGUGAAGAAGUCAGGUAUUUUGAGGCUGUGCAGCCGUAAAUUUCGCACAGACGAGGUGAGCCCGUGUAAAGUGCACUCCCGUGUGUGUCUGUGUGGACUUUUACAACCAGGUAGGCCCAAUUGUAGCCCAGAUAUAAACUAUUUUGAGGAAGGCUGCAAGGCCUUACAGGUUAAUCACCAUGAGUUACGGUAGGCCUCCGCCAGACGUCGACGGCAUGACUUCCCUCAAAGUGGACAACUUAACGUACCGGACGUCGCCCGAAACUCUCAGACGGGUAUUUGAGAAGUAUGGUCGGGUAGGGGACGUCUAUAUACCCCGAGACCGCUACACGAAAGAAAGCCGGGGUUUCGCGUUUGUGCGGUUCCACGACAAACGGGACGCCGAGGACGCGAUGGACGCCAUGGACGGCGCGCUCCUGGAUGGACGGGAGCUGCGAGUCCAGAUGGCCCGGUACGGCAGACCCCCAGAUUCCCACUACGGAGGCGGUGGUGGAGGUGGAGGCGGUGGAGGUGGCGGAGGCCGUCGAGGAGGACCGACCAGGAGGUACAGCGGACGGCGGAGCAGAAGCUCUUCCCCCAGCCCGAGACACAGAAGACGCAGCAGGUCCCGCAGCAGGAGCCGCUCUCGUUCCAGAAGCCGCUCCCGCUACAGCAGAUCCAGGUCCCGGUCUUACUCCCGAUCCAAGUCUCGCUCUCCAAGGAACAAGAAGGCCAAGGCCAAGUCCCAGUCUCGUUCCAGAUCUAGAUCUAGAUCCAGGUCCAAGUCCAGGUCCAGAAGCCGCACCCCUUCUUCCAAAAGAGGAUCCAGAUCGAGAUCUAAAAGCCAGCCCAAGUCCGCAGCAGAAAAUGGAGGCGAAACCCCGUAGAGCUCCACAUUAGCUGCGGCCUCCUGUUUGCUAAAGUGGAGUUUGAGCUGAGCUGAGGCAGUAUGAGCAGUUAGACGGUAUGUGGUGAGCCGCCCUCGGCCCACCUGCUGCUGGUGAGGGUUUCUGUGCAGCGGGGUGGAGGCAGUCAGUGUUGGGGUUUGGUGUUGAGGUACGUGUGUGUGUAUCCGCUACUUGAUGAACUGUCUUCCAGGUCUCGUCCCCAGUCGGGGGACGCUGAUGCUUUGGUGGAGCUAAGGUUUGUCUUCCUUUCAUGUCAGUUCCAUUUUCUAACAUCUAUGCUUGUACCACAUUGUCAUGCAAUAUAUUGUAAGUAAAAAACAGAUUCUAGUGGGGUAAGAGGGCCAUAUUCAGAUAGGAAACUUUCCAUAUCCUGCAAGAAUCAGCCUGAAGCAUCAACUAUUCAAAAACCAAAUCAAUACUGUUUGAUGUGUAACAUGUAGCACGUCCCAAAACACACUAAACUCACAAAGCAAUUUAAUCAACUGAAACAAAAAAUAUGUGUGUUUUCGUUACCGUAGAUUUAUAUUUAUAGUCUGCCAUGUUCUACAGUUGCCCAGAAUGGACAAAUCAAGCACUCACCUUGGAUAAGGCCUUCUGUGUUUUUGUGUCAGCUACCAUAGCUCUACAAACUUGGCACACAGGACAAGUUUCAUUUCUGCAACCUCACUGCUAGAUGACACUACGUCCCACACAGGAGAUAUUUAAUCUGCCUCUUAUUUUUUUCGAUUCAAUUGUGUGGUCUCUGUUGUCUCACGAAAUAGUGGCCGUGCUCAUUACAAGUUCCCAGAUGAUGUCCCUUAAAUGUCUGGUUUUGUCCGACCAACAAUCCGAAACUCAAAAACAUUCAGUUUGUGAUAUGAAAAAGGAAAAGCGGCAGAUCCUCGCCUCCUUGAGACGGUGAUUCCAGAGAAUGCAUUUCUGCUUAAAAUGACUUAGAAGUUGUGUUCAUAAUGAAAAUGGUCGGUCAUCAGUUUUCAUCGGUAAAUGGUAUCAGUUCUAUUUGCAACAUUAUGUGAAUUUUAAAAAACACCUAAAAACCUCAAGAAGCGGGCCGUUCAGGUAGAAUGGCAGUCUGGUGAGCAAUUUAACAAGACAUGGUCAGAAAAUUUGGAAGAAAUCAGGGAAAAUAGUUACAAGGAAAUUACCCAAUAAUAA